AUGAUUGAAUAAUUCCUAUUCGCACUUAUACUGAGCUUGAGAGUCACGUGCAACUAAUAUGAAUUUAAGAUAGAAAUUGGUUAGUUAAAGGCUGUGCUGGAAUUAAAUAAUGCUACAAAUGUAACUUUGACUGAUGAAAGCAAUAAAGAAUUUUGUUGGAUUGAAGACGAAAAAGUUCUUUUACAAACAACAUCUCUUAUGAACUAUCAAGAUCUAGAUAUAAUGAAUAAAUACUAUUUUUUGUUAGCAACAUAAAGUGGUCUUUGGGUUCUUAUGAACGAUAUGAUUUUAACUUAAAUAACACAUGAUGGAACAAUAAUCAAUUAGAAAAAAAUUUAGGGGAAUUACAGCCAGUUCAAAGGUUUUUAUGAUGAAAAAAGCGAAGACCCUAUUUUUUUGGUUGAUUAUCAGUUAUUAAAUGACACUUAAAUUACAUUUUAUCAUGGAGCUAUAAAAACUUAUGAUGGAUUUUUGUUCGUAAUAAACAAAUUCAUAUAUGUUUAUGAUCUUUAAAAUAAUACAAACAAAUAUUUUGGAUCAAUAGAUAUAAGUAAAUUUCAAAAUAUUAUCGAGUAUGAUAUAAAAAAGAUUGAUGAUUUUAAAUACUAUUUGUAUUUGAUGGAUUAACAUUUUGGAUUAAAUGUAUUAAAGCUAUUGUUCAGAUAAAAUAAUAUCAAUUCUAAAAUAAUAUACUCAGAAGCAAAUCCUUUAUAAAAUCCAAAAUCCUUUUUUUGUAAUGAAUAUUAUAGUUGCUUUGGAUUAUACUAUAACAAUGUGUAUAAGAUUUUGAAUUUCAGAAUCAAUUUCCUGGAUAAUAGUAUAUAAAUUAGGGAAAUAUUAGAGGAAGAAAAUAAAAUAAUUAAAAUUAUAAAUGUUGGAGAAAUGAUGUUUAUUUAAUCCAAAAAUAACCAUAAGGUGUAUCUCUAUAAUUCUAACUAAAUCUAAAAUAUACAAAUAAUGGGAUUAUAAUAAAUCUCAGUAGUAAAUUCUUCGUUGAUUUACAUUAUUACAAAUACUAAAUUAAUCAAAUUGUAGCUAUCGAGAACUCACCCUAAGAUUCUCUGCUUUUGUGAUGAUAAUGAAGAUUGCCCUUUAAUAUAUGAUUAUGGGAUUAAUUUUAGAGAUAAGACGAAGAUGAUGUAUUUGAAAUUUACAAUAGAGUUUUAAACAUCAAUAGAAGAUCAGAUGAACUAAGUUUUAGCUAUUUUAUUUUCAAUAAUCUCUUUUUUUGGAAUUAUAUUAUUGAUUUUUUGGAUUUAUUCCUUAAAGACUUAAAUCUUGCUGUUGGAAGGAAAAAUUCAAUAAGGAUAUUAAUUUAUGUAAAAAAAUAAAUUGCCAAUAUUUCAUACCCUUGAAAACCUUGCUUUUACAUUUCGAGGAGGUGAAACUAUGUCCAAAAGAAUUUAGCAAUAAGAAUCUUAGGAGAUUUAAGAAAUUUUUUGA
Messenger RNA from Paramecium tetraurelia, 1443 nucleotides. RefSeq lists its product as uncharacterized. The record is from RefSeq and is a predicted model, not a curated record. The transcript is spliced from 2 exons. NCBI's taxonomy places the organism in Eukaryota, Ciliophora, Oligohymenophorea, Peniculida, Parameciidae.